AUGUGGUCUCCAGAGUGCCCAGGUUGGUGGGGAGUCAGAAGUGAACACUACCAGCCUGAGCCAGGGCCCUGCAAGGGGCUGAGAAAUAAGAAUGUCUAAGCCCCUGGAGGCCGAGAAGCAAGGUCUGGACUCCCCACCAGAGCACACAGACACUGAAAGAAAUGGACCAGACACUAACCACCAGAACCCCCAGAAUAAGACCUCCCCAUUCUCCGUGUCCCCAACUGGCCCAAGCACCAAGGUGGGCAUUCUCUCUGGCCUCCACUUAACAUUCUGGGGUCCCGGACCCUGCCUCUCUCCCCCCCAGAUCAAGGCUGAAGACCCCAGUGGCGACUCAGCCCCAGCAGCACCCCCGCCCCCUCAACCGGCUCAGCCUCAUCUGCCCCAGGCCCAACUCAUGUUGACAGGCAGCCAGCUAGCUGGGCUCACUGCACUGAUGCCAGCUCAGCAGCAGCUCCUCCUACAGCAAGCCCAGGCCCAGCUCCUGGCCGCCGCCGUGCAGCAGUCCAAUGCCGCCGCUGCCGCUAACGCCGCUGCCGCCGCCGCCGCCUCCUCCACCUCCUCCUCCUCUACUUCCUCCGCCUCCUCCUCGACCUCACAGCCCCCAGCUUCCUCUGGGGGAGGCGACCUGCCACCACCACAGCCUGCCAGCCAGCCCCCUGGGACCCCACAGCUCACCUUGUCCCAACCCAUCCAGCUCACAGCACAGGACAUACAGCAGCUCCUCCAGCUUCAGCAGCUGGUGCUUGUGCCCGGCCACCACCUCCAACCACCUGCUCAGUUCCUGCUGCCGCAGGCCCAGCAGGGUCAGCCAGGCCUGCUACCGACGCCAAAUCUAUUCCAGCUACCUCAGCAAACCCAGGGAGCUCUUCUAACCUCCCAGCCCCGGGCCGGGCUACCCACACAGCCCCCCAAAUGCUUGGAGCCACCAUCCCACCCCGAGGAGCCAAGCGAUCUGGAGGAGCUGGAGCAGUUCGCCCGUACCUUCAAGCAACGCCGCAUCAAGCUGGGCUUCACGCAGGGUGAUGUGGGCCUGGCUAUGGGCAAGCUUUACGGCAACGACUUCAGCCAGACGACCAUAUCCCGCUUCGAGGCCCUCAACCUGAGCUUCAAGAACAUGUGCAAACUCAAGCCCCUGCUGGAGAAGUGGCUCAACGACGCAGAGACUAUGUCUGUGGACUCAAGCCUGCCCAGCCCCAACCAGCUGAGCAGCCCCAGCCUGGGUUUUGAUGGGCUGCCUGGCCGGAGACGCAAGAAGAGGACCAGCAUCGAGACAAACGUCCGCUUCGCCUUAGAGAAGAGUUUUCUAGCGAACCAGAAGCCUACCUCAGAGGAGAUCCUGCUGAUCGCCGAGCAGCUGCACAUGGAGAAGGAAGUGAUCCGGGUCUGGUUCUGCAACCGGCGCCAGAAGGAGAAGCGCAUCAACCCCUGCAGCGCCGCCCCCAUGCUGCCCAGCCCGGGGAAGCCGGCCAGCUACAGCCCCCAUCUGGUCACACCCCAAGGGGGCGCAGGGACCAUGCCAUUGUCCCAAGCUUCCACGAGUCUGAGCACAACAGUUACUACCUUAUCCUCAGCUGUGGGGACGCUCCACCCCAGCCGGACAGCCGGAGGGAGUGGGGGCGGGGGCGGGGCUGCGCCCCCCCUCAAUUCCAUACCCUCUGUCACUCCCCCACCCCCGGCCACCACCAACAGCACAAACCCCAGCCCUCAAGGCAGCCACUCGGCUAUCGGCUUGUCGGGCCUGAACCCCAGCACAGGAAGCACAAUGGUGGGGUUGAGCUCCGGGCUGAAUCCAGCCCUCAUGAGCAACAACCCUUUGGCCACUAUCCAAGCCCUGGCCUCUGGUGGAACCCUGCCCCUUACCAGCCUUGAUGGCAGCGGGAACCUGGUGCUGGGGGCGGCCGGUGCGGCCCCGGGGAGCCCUGGCCUGGUGACCUCGCCGCUCUUCUUGAACCACGCCGGGCUGCCCCUGCUCAGCGCCCCGCCUGGCGUGGGCCUGGUCUCGGCAGCUGCUGCAGCCGUGGCGGCCUCCAUCUCCAGCAAGUCUCCUGGCCUCUCCUCUUCUUCCUCUUCAUCUUCGUCCUCCUCCUCUACGUGCAGCGAGGCGGCAGCACAGACCCCUGGAGGCCCAGGGGGGCCCGAGGCAGGGUCUAAGCCGGAAUGA
Molecule: messenger RNA, 2164 nt
Organism: Lepus europaeus (European hare)
Lineage: Eukaryota; Metazoa; Chordata; Mammalia; Lagomorpha; Leporidae
Gene: POU2F2
Product: POU class 2 homeobox 2
Exons: 16
Coding region: 92-2164 (690 amino acids)
Biological process (GO): regulation of transcription by RNA polymerase II
Cellular component (GO): nucleus
Molecular function (GO): DNA-binding transcription factor activity, RNA polymerase II-specific; RNA polymerase II cis-regulatory region sequence-specific DNA binding
Source: RefSeq, a predicted model, not a curated record